AUGUCAAUUCCAGGGUUUGCUGGAAAUCUAGACCCCAAUGAGCCCGGUUCAGAGCUUAAGGUCACCGAAGUUAAAGUCCCCGCUCUUUCAGAAUGGCGUUUUGAGGUCCCCUUCAAAUGUAUCAUGAAACUCAAAGUCACUGAAGGUAUAGCAGAGAUUUUUGGCACAGAACUCCCGUCUGGCGUUGACGUCAGGCUUACAGGUGUCAAGGUUGCCGUUUAUGCUCCUACAAGUGGAUGCUCCCUCGAAUACACCUUGUCUAUCAACAAGGAAAACAUCAACAUCUCCAAUGAAGAUGCCUCCAUCAGUGAAUACACCUCUGAUGAGCUGGUCAUGCCAAACCACCAGAACUUCCAUUUUGCUCUUGAACUUUUACGUCAGGAAGCAGCAGCAUCGCUGAAAAGGGGGCCCAAGGUGCUCAUUUUGGGUAACAAGCAGAGUGGAAAGACUGCAUUGGCAAAGACUCUCGUAUCCUAUGCGGUGAAAAUGGACCACAUGCCGCUUUUAAUUAAUUUGAAUCCUCAGGAUGGUGUUUUUUCGGUUCCAGGAUCACUUACGGCCGCUGCUAUUUCUGAUAAUCUCGACCUAGAGAGCGCCGGUGGUUGGGGUGGAUCGACUACACUGGGAGCUACUUUCCAUAAUCCAAAGCAGCCGCUUGUGAAAAACUACGGAUAUGACAACAUUGAGGAGAAUUUGGAAUUGUUCAAGUACCAGGUCUCACAGCUCGGUGUGGCUGCUCUUUCCAGAAUGGAGGAAGACCCCAAGGUGAGAUCCAGUGGUUUCGUCAUCGACACGCCUGCUUUGAACAUCAAGGACGUUGUUGUUAUUGAAAACAUUCUCUCUGAUUUUGAGGUGGAUCUUGUCGUGGUCGUGGGUAACGAGAGACUCACUGUGGAUUUGAAGAGGAAGUUCCAGCAUAGAAUCGAAAAGAACCUGCUAAAUAUCAUCAAGAUGCCCCUCUCUGGUGGUGUUGCUGAAGUCAACGAUUCGUUCAUCAGAAAAGUACAGGAAGAAACCAUCAAAGAGUACUUCAACGGUAAUUACAAGACGAGAUUGUCGCCCUACAAGACAGACGUUGACCUCACUACUUUCCAGGUAUACAAAGUUGUCAAAAUUGCUGAGUUCAACUCUCAAAUGGCAUUUUUGCCCUCUGGUGACGACUAUGCUCCCGAGGAGUCUGGCGAGCCCGAUGUGAAGAAAGAGGAGAGCUCCCUAGACAAAUACUACGUCAAGCUCGAUGAGCCUCUGAGUUCCAACUUGGAAAACUCCGUUGUCGCUAUAACCAACGUGCCUAUACCAUCUGCUUCAGGAAAGCUUUCGCCUCGUGAUUUGCUCAACUGUAGUAUACUUGGGUAUGCACAUGUCUCGAGAGUGGACGACACCAAGAAGCGUAUGUCGCUUUUGUUGCCAUUCCCUGGCCAGAUUCCACACAAUAUCAUCAUUGCCACUGGUAUUGGUUACACUGAGUAA
This is a messenger RNA of Candidozyma duobushaemuli, 1470 nucleotides long. Its product is annotated as cleavage polyadenylation factor subunit. Gene Ontology annotation, cellular component: nucleus; mRNA cleavage factor complex. The transcript has a single exon. Gene Ontology annotation, biological process: tRNA splicing, via endonucleolytic cleavage and ligation. The record is from RefSeq and is a predicted model, not a curated record. Gene Ontology annotation, molecular function: polynucleotide 5'-hydroxyl-kinase activity. The coding region runs from base 1 to 1470 and encodes 489 amino acids. Lineage: Eukaryota; Fungi; Ascomycota; Pichiomycetes; Serinales; Metschnikowiaceae.